This is a messenger RNA of Cladophialophora immunda, 901 nucleotides long. RefSeq lists its product as uncharacterized. Gene Ontology annotation, molecular function: oxidoreductase activity, acting on the CH-OH group of donors, NAD or NADP as acceptor. NCBI's taxonomy places the organism in Eukaryota, Fungi, Ascomycota, Eurotiomycetes, Chaetothyriales, Herpotrichiellaceae. The transcript is spliced from 2 exons. The record is from RefSeq and is a predicted model, not a curated record. The annotation marks the transcript as partial.
AAUGCCGUCACUGGGCUCCAAUACGCGCCAGCAACGCGCCAACCAAAUUGCACAGCACCUGCAAGGUUCUCCCCAUGGCACAAUUGGAAUGGAUGUCGCAGGUUAUGCAGUGAUCACUGGGGCCGGGUCAGGCAUAGGGAGAGCAACCGCGUUGACGUUGGCCCGAGAGGGCGCCACAGGGAUAGCCCUGCUGGACCUGGAUCAAAAGGCUCUCGACGCUGUGGGUGUCGAGGUCGAAGCCGCCGCCGCUGCAUGCGGCACUCCUAUAAGAGUCUACCGAGCUACCGUCGACGUCCGCAAUGAGAGUGACGUGACGACGGCGAUCAACAACGUCGCUCAAGAAUUCGGGCGUCUCGACUAUCUCAUCAACUGUGCAGGCGUCGCGUUCAAGCACCCAGGAGGAGCGGCAGAGGCAGCCUCAGAGGAUUGGAGCCGGGUGGUCGACAUCAAUCUCAACGGCACGUUCUAUGCGCUGCGAGCAGCGGCCAAGAUCAUGCUGCAGCAAGACUGGACCCGGUCGUCCAGGGACGGUCGCCCUCUUCAGCGUGGCUCAAUCGUGAAUAUCGGUUCAAUAUGUGGGGUGGUCGGAGUCGCCUUGUCCACGGCGUACACGGCGUCCAAACACGGGGUCAUAGGCCUGACGCGGACAGCGGCGGUCGACUAUGCCGGCUCGGGGCUGCGCAUCAACGCCGUGUGCCCGGGAUAUGUCGACACCCCGAUGGUGACCAAAGAUCAGACCCUCGCCGAGGUCGCUCGAAGGAGCGCGGAGCAAAAGGUACCUCUGCAACGCCUCGCACGGGCACAGGAGGUGGCCGACUCUAUCGUUUUCCUCUGUGGCGGGAGGAGUUCGUAUAUCACCGGCUCCACGUUGAUGGUUGACGGUGGAUUCACGGCACAAUGA